Molecule: messenger RNA, 1403 nt
Organism: Xylaria bambusicola
Lineage: Eukaryota; Fungi; Ascomycota; Sordariomycetes; Xylariales; Xylariaceae
Product: S-adenosyl-L-methionine-dependent methyltransferase
Exons: 2
Coding region: 191-1315 (374 amino acids)
Biological process (GO): rRNA methylation
Cellular component (GO): mitochondrial large ribosomal subunit
Molecular function (GO): methyltransferase activity
Source: RefSeq, a predicted model, not a curated record
CAGACACCCUUAACACUUUAUAGCAGAGCCAUAUUCUCUAUAGAUGCCGAAAUCUGUGUUAGAAAGAAACGCUUCCCUGAUUGAUGCUACAGAAAUUUGUAGGCCAUCGAAGUAGGUAGGGACAGUUUGGUUGUAUUCUAAGGUUCCCCAACUACAGCACCUCUGUCUGAGGUUGGAUCGACAUCUAAACAUGCCAGCUUUGACCAAGGCACAGAAAAAGCUAGCCCAAGCAGCAGAAGACUCUUUCAAUCGCACAUAUGCAGCGCGGUUCGGCGAGGAGAGGUGGCAGCAAUCGCUGUAUCCAGCACUCACGGCGCCCACGCGGUACGCCGCUCUUGCUAACCGCUUCACAGUAGCCGACUUAGACACAGUUUUCUCUCAGGAACAGCUGGCGAAACUGCAAACCAUUGCCUUCCCUGUAGUUUCAGAUCUCCCUGGAUCGAAACCCCUAUUAUCAUAUCAAUGGGAUGUCUCUGAGGCAGAGACAACAUUCCCUCAGCCACAACCUAACGCAUCUAGCGACCUCCUGACUCACUGGAACCUGGAUGCCGCGUCGCUCCUCGCAGUCAGCAUACUAGGUCCCAAGCCAGGUGAUAAAGUCCUCGAUCUCUGUGCAGCACCAGGUGGAAAGAGCGUCGCGCUGUCGCAAUUUCUCCGCGGCGAUGAUUACAACAGCGCAUCGCCAUCUCUAGGGGGAGGCUGUCUUCACAGCAAUGAAGUGAAUACCGGACGGAACAAGCGGCUGGCUUCCAACCUCCAGGAGUAUCUACCAGAGGUCUUCUUCAAAACAGGCGAGGUGAAGGUUCUCAAGCUCGACGGCGCCGAGCCGUCCUCGGUGCAGACGCUACCGCUCGGCCCAGGUGGCUACGACAAAGUCCUGCUGGACGCGCCGUGCUCAAGCGAGAGACACGUGAUCCACGCUCACGCAAAGGCUAAACAAGGCGGCAGGGCAGCUGACGAGAUGACGUCGUGGCGCUCCGGCCAGUCGAAGAAGAUGGCCAAGACCCAAGUCGCCCUGCUCAUGACUGCGCUUAAAGCCGUGCGCGUUGGCGGACGCGUGCUCUAUGCCACCUGUUCUCUUAGCUGCGAUGAGAACGACGCCGUCGUCGAGAAAGCUAUGGAGUUAGUCCAGAAGGAGCGCAAGAAGUUUGGUACGAAGUGGGAUUUUACUGUGCGCAGCAGUGAGCUCGGCGCCAGUGGACUCGAGGGCUGGGCUGAACUGACGAAGUCUGGUUGGCUUGUACUUCCGGAUCAUCCUUGCGGCGGAAAAUGGGGACCGCUGUUCUUUGCUCUGCUUGAGAGGAUAGAGACAUGAGGGGAUGGCAUUACCACGACGAUAUCAUGAUCAACUGGCACUUCGGAUUAUGCGCUGCUGCAUCGAUGAGGUUGCUAUAGCCUCUUGG